Psylliodes chrysocephalus is the source of this 1496-nucleotide messenger RNA. Lineage: Eukaryota; Metazoa; Arthropoda; Insecta; Coleoptera; Chrysomelidae. The record is from the annotation of a GenBank genome assembly.
CACAAAUUACAACGCGUUGUUGAAUUGGUUGCCUAAAAAUUGUAUUAUUUGUAUUUGACAUGACAUUUAUAAUGUGACUAGCAUAAAAUGACGGAUGUUGUCAAGGGUGUUAGCAAAGUAUGGGACAGAUUAUUCGAUCAUAGAGGAUUUUUAAUUGGAGAAAUCGCGUUUACAUUACGUGAAUUUGAGCAGAAACGAAAGGACACAGAAGUUGAUAAUUUAUUCAAAGCAAUAGAAGUUAUUACCGAAAUAAAAGAUACAGAAAUUGAUAGGCUUAAGCAAGCUGCAAUUCAGAUAGACAAGAUUAAUGAAAGUCUAGAGAUAGCAGUACAACUAAGUGACAAUUUUACUAAACUAGAAGAAAAAUAUAAACACGAUAAUACUCUUGAAGAUUUAAGAAGUAAAAGAAAAAUAGUAUGGGAUAAAUUUAUGGAUGAUAUUACAUCAAAAUAUUCAGAAAUAAAUACAAAUUACGAGACCAAAGAAGAGGAACUUUCUAAAUUGCCUUUGAACGAAGCCUCGACAGUUACUGAUACAGAUAAGUUACUUAGUUUAGAAGACCUACACUGGCUUCAUAACUAUAUACAAAAACAAAAUCAAAAUAAUGAUGAUACAAUUUGGCUUCAUGAACUAAUAGAAGGAUCAGAGGUUAUUUUGCCAAAAAAUGAAAAGAUUCCUAGAAAUGAAGAGCUAGAUAAAAGAUGCAAAAGACUUAAGGAAGAACAAGCAAAUAGGGAUUAUUUUAAAAUGACCAAAAAUGUGGACAACAAGAGAAGAGUUCUUCCUGAAGAUACUGUUGGAUAUCAAUUGAAGCAGAUGAACAGACACCUUGUAGCUGUUUUCCAGUUCAUAAUGUCAGUUAUAGCCGGUUUUGUGUUUGGUUUCAUUGGUAUAGAGCUCUUAAUUGGUAAUCUAGAUUUCGGAUUUAGACUUUUACUUGGGAUCAUUUGCGCCUUAACUAUAGCUCUUGCUGAAUUAUAUUUCCUAGCUAAAAAACUGAAUGAAGACCUGCAAUUUGAGUAUUCGUCAGAGAAUACCAAGGGUAUAAAAUUAGAUUAAACUAUUUUAAAAGUGGGAUAUUGAAAGUUUUAUAUUUUUUGGCAAAAAAUGGUUUACCAUUGACCACAAUUUAAUUUAUAUUUAGAGAAAACGAUUUUUUGGCUUCCUGCCAAUCUAUCUUACAUUUUAAAUUAUCUGAAAAAGAUCUUAAAUUAUUAUAAAUUAUUCAUCAAAAACAGUUGAUUCCCAUUUUUAAAUAGAAUAACAUUCUUGCACCUUUUGAUAGAAAAUAAUUAGCACUCACUUUUUUAAAUAUAAUAUUCGCAUGGUAAAAAUCGAUGAAGUAACACAAAAAUAAGGGGCUAAUGUUUAAAAAAAUGCUUCCAAGCAAUUUCAAAUAUACCAAUAUAUUCUAAACAUUUUAUACUUGUUAUAAUAUAUUGUGAAUCUAAAGUUAUGAUAUACAAUUGGUUAUUUUUAUAAAAAUGAAUUAAACA